This is a messenger RNA of Brugia pahangi, 654 nucleotides long. The record is from the annotation of a GenBank genome assembly. NCBI's taxonomy places the organism in Eukaryota, Metazoa, Nematoda, Chromadorea, Rhabditida, Onchocercidae.
AUGGCUGGGCGAGCAGUGAUGCGUUCCGGAAAUACAGGCGGUCCAAACAAAACUUGCCAGUUUAAAUUGGUUUUGUUGGGUGAAAGUGCAGUUGGGAAGUCAUCAUUGGUCCUAAGAUUUGUAAAGGGACAGUUCCAUGAGUACCAGGAAUCAACAAUUGGUGCUGCAUUCCUCACUCAAACUGUUUGUUUGGACGAUACCACAGUGAAAUUUGAAAUAUGGGAUACUGCAGGACAGGAAAGAUACCAUUCAUUAGCACCGAUGUACUACCGCGGAGCACAAGCGGCAAUAGUUGUUUAUGAUAUUACAAACCAGGAAUCAUUUGCGAAGGCGAAAAAUUGGGUAAAAGAGUUGCAGCGGCAAGCCAGUCCGAACAUUGUAAUUGCUUUAUCAGGAAAUAAAGCUGAUCUUGCAAACAAACGAGUUGUUGAAUAUGAGGAAGCUCAGGCUUAUGCAGAAGAUAAUGCGUUGUUAUUCAUGGAAACCUCAGCAAAAACUGCAAUGAAUGUAAAUGACAUCUUCCUUGCGAUUGCUAAGAAACUACCAAAAGGUGAUGGGACUGGUGGUGGUCCAUCAGGACGUGGUCAUGAAGGAAUAGAUAUCGGCCAAGAGGGUCAAGGUCAAAGUGUAAGUUCUGGUUUAUGCUGUAAAUAA